UCCACCCCUCUCCACAGAGCCCACAGCAAUCCUGAACCAGUAACAGAGCUGGCUUUUCUCCUGCCGUGUUUGGAUUCAAGGAACACCCACCCUGCUGUGCCAACUCUGCUGCUCCAGUGGCACCUCAUGCCAGCCAGGGCUCCCAGGCUGCCUCUUGGGCUCUCUGCUCCCAAAGCCAUCCCACGCAGGCACUUGAGCCCCACGUGGCAGGAGGCUGAUGGAUGCUGGGCUCUGGCUCUCGGCCCCUCUGUGCCUGGAUGCUCAGCAGCAGCUCUGUGGGAGGCUUCCUCACAGCCUCACAGCUUUAUACCCUGCACAGGCACGUCCCUGUAGGAGCUCCCUCCUCUGCUUAGCCAGAGGAUGCCUGGGUGUCACUAGCACUGAGAGGACAGAGAGGUUCUUUUAGGGAUCCUGGGCAGAAUGAAGAUGGCACCAAAUCAUAGUGACAGAGCUUUGUUUCUUUAUCAGGGUAUUAUGAUUAGUGUAGAACUGAAUUUAUGAUUGAAACAGCACAGGACUUCUACAAGCAGAACCAACAUAGUACAAUCUACAAAUAGCAAAAUACAGAAUUUAUAAAUAAUUUAUGAUUUCUAAUCACCUAAGUAAUAGAGAAUUUAUAAUUCAACUUAUAAUCACCUGGACCCUCUUCAGAUUGGGCCAAAUCCUAACACAUGGUUUGUUGUAUCAUUGUAACAAUCAUAAUCUAGACUCAAAAAUCCUAUAAAGGAAUAUGAGCCACUCACUGAAUCCUUGGAGAAAGCAUAGGAUGGUGGAGGUGUCUCCUGGCCAUAGGAUUCACAGGUCUCACUGUCCAGUAACUCCUUACUUAGGACUUGCUCUGUGUGCUGUCACACUUCCCUCUUCUGUGAUGGGGACACAACCCCUGCCUGGCUGGGUGCCUGUGACCUUCAAAGCCACCAAGGCAGGCAACAAUUGCCUGAUGCCUGGGAACCCUGGGACUGGCAGGGGAAGGAAGAAGAAAACUGGUUUGUCAAGUUGCUUCACAGGACCUUGAAGGCCUGAUAAUUAGGCCAGGGAAUGGCUAUGAGAUACAUUUGAUCACAGAGAGUGGCUCAUGCAAUGUCAUUAGUUGUGCUACCCAUAUUACUGGGAGGGAGAGCAGACAGUACUGGGUGGAUUGGGUGGCAGCAUCACGAGCAGGAGCAGUGGCAGAGACUUAUGCAGAGACAGAGGACAGAUAUUUUCACCUGGAGAGGUGAGAAAUAAGAAACAGAAAAAAACCUGGUGUGCAAUGUGGAAAUAAAUAAACGGGGAGGUGGAGAAGAACACCUUGACUUUGAGAGUGCCUUGUCUCUCUGCUUUCCUAGUUCUUAAGGUGUUAGGGAAUUUUUGUAGGCAAGUGAAUCUCAUCAAAGACGAGUGCAACCUGUGCUCUCACUUCUGCUAUGUCUGUGUUCCAGACCGCUUCUCCUUACGGAAAGUCUCAGGCCAGGCAUGGGGCCAUUGGAGGGAGCCAACAGCACAUUCACCGUGGAGAAGACAGCAUUAGAUGAGAGGCUGCCACACAGCUGGCAUGCCAAGGACUUUGUCGCUCCUACCCAGGACCUCUCUGGUUCCCGCAGUGUCAUGAUGGACAGCACCAAGAUCCUGGGGGUCCAGGUCAUCCUGAUUGCUGCCUACUCCCUCAUCAUUCUGCUGGGCUUCAUCGGAAACUCCCUGGUCAUCUACAUCAUAGUGAAGUACAAGACCAUGAGGACUGUCACCAACUUCUUCAUAGCUAACCUGGCCCUGGCAGACCUGAUGGUGGACACGCUCUGCCUGCCUUUCACCCUAGUGUACACCCUGCUGGACGAGUGGAAGUUUGGAGCUGUCCUUUGUCACCUGGUUCCUUAUGCUCAGGCUCUGAGUGUCCAUGUGUCCACUCUCACCCUGACUGUGAUUGCCCUGGACAGGUACCGCUGUAUUGUUUUCCACCUGGACAGCAGGAUUUCCAAGAGGCUCAGCUUCACCAUCAUAGCUGUCAUGUGGCUGGCAGCAGCCAUCCUAGCAGGGCCUCUGGCCAUCUUCAGGGAGUUCCGAUACGAGGAAAUCCCAUCCAUUAACCUCAAAAUGGCUGUUUGCUCAGAAAAAUGGCCCUCUGCUAACAACAGAGAUGCCACCAUCUACAGUCUGUCCAUGCUCCUCCUGCAGUAUGUUCUUCCUCUUGCAAUUAUUUGUUAUGCCUACACCAGGAUCUGGUUCAAGCUGAAAAACCACGUCAGUCCCACUUCUAGGAAUGAAAACCAGUGCAGGAGGAGGAAGACAACCAAAAUGCUCGUGAUGGUAGUUGUGGUAUUUGCAGUCUGCUGGCUCCCCUUCCACAUAUUCCAGCUUGCCAUUGAUCUUGACCUGGUUCUUAUCUUCCAUGAGUACAAACUCCUGUACACUGUCUUCCAUGUGGGGGCCAUGUGCUCUACGUUUGUCAACCCCCUGCUCUAUGGAUGGAUGAACAAGAACUACAGGAAUGGCUUCCUUAUGUUCUUCCGUUGCCAGAACAAGCCUGAAAGCAUCCACACUGAAGGCUCAGUUAGAGGGAGGUCUUACAUCUUCAGGGCCAACACCCUAAAUGGGAGCAUCAAACAGACUCCUGGCAAUGGAGCACUGCCCACAGAGGUUUAGGGAUGGGACAUCCGCCUCCAGGACUGAGGCUGGCUGGGCCCAGAGACAUUCUUGGGUGAAUGCCUUUUUUGACAGAGCAUUGUGCUGCCAAUUAUAGCUACAGCAGCCAUGUAGAAAUAUGAAAUACCCCCUGUAUCUCUCAAAACAAUAAAUCUGGUGUAUUUUUGUCUGACCAAAUAAAUUAAUUUUU
Passer domesticus (house sparrow) is the source of this 2809-nucleotide messenger RNA. RefSeq names its product neuropeptide Y receptor type 2-like. NCBI's taxonomy places the organism in Eukaryota, Metazoa, Chordata, Aves, Passeriformes, Passeridae. The transcript has a single exon. Gene Ontology annotation, biological process: G protein-coupled receptor signaling pathway. Gene Ontology annotation, cellular component: plasma membrane; neuron projection. Gene Ontology annotation, molecular function: neuropeptide binding; neuropeptide Y receptor activity. The record is from RefSeq and is a predicted model, not a curated record. Bases 1456 to 2619 code for a protein of 387 amino acids.